Scleropages formosus (Asian bonytongue) is the source of this 1943-nucleotide messenger RNA. RefSeq names its product interferon-induced protein with tetratricopeptide repeats 5-like. Lineage: Eukaryota; Metazoa; Chordata; Actinopteri; Osteoglossiformes; Osteoglossidae. The record is from RefSeq and is a predicted model, not a curated record. Gene Ontology annotation, biological process: defense response to virus. The transcript has 2 exons. Gene Ontology annotation, molecular function: protein binding. Gene Ontology annotation, cellular component: cytosol. Bases 40 to 1473 code for a protein of 477 amino acids.
UCGAAAGGAAGACGACAGCAUCUACCUUUGUUCUUCGAAAUGACGUUGAAUCCAGACAUGUCCUUGCAAACCAAACUUCUCCAGCUUGAGUGUCACUUCACCUGGAGCCUUAAGGAAUGCGAUGCUGAUCUUACUGAUCUGCAGAAUAGGCUUGAAGAUGAUUGUAUCUUCUAUGUCGGGGAGGAAACAGGUACCGGUCGUUUAUUGAGCUUCUUGGCAUUCACAAAGUACCGACAAAACUUGCCCGAGGAAGCACUGGAGGACUUGAAGAAGGCUGAAGAUCUUGUUCAGAAAGACAAUAAGAAAGACUGCGAGAAGCUGCUUGUUGUCACUUACGGAGACUUUGCCUGGUUGUACUACUACAUGGGUGACUACUCAACAUCCUGGAUCUACAUUGAGAAGCUGGAAGAGCUUAAGGAGCAAUUUCCUCCAUCUGUCCUUCAAGCAGUGGUCAAUGCGGAGAAAGGAUGGACCUUCCUCAAGUAUUCUCGGAAAUGCUAUGAGAAAGCUAAAGAAUGUUUCCGGAAGGCUCUCGAGGAGGAGCCGGAUGACAGUGAGUGGAACGCUGGCUAUGCUAUCGCGCUCUACCGCAUCGAAUGGGACGUCACAAGUGCUGAAGAGUCGCAAGCUGUGAAACAACUGAGGCGUGCACUGGAGUUGAACCCAGGAGAUGCUCUAAUCAUGGUCCUUUUGGGUCUGAGGCUUUGUGUCUUCAAGGAAAUGAGGGAGGCAGAAGAUCUGGUGGAAAAGGCUUUGGAGAUCUCGCCUGACAACCCCUAUGUGACCCGAUAUGUGGCAAAAUUUUACCGCCAGAGUGGAUCUCUGGAAAAGUCUGUGGCUCUCCUGAAGAAGGCUCUCAAACAAACGCCAAAUUCAGCUUUCCUGCAUCAUCAAAUCGCCACCAGCUACAAGAUGAAAAAAAUCCAUUUAUGUAAAAUGAGAAAUCAUGAUGCAAACAGAGCAGAAGUAGAAGAGCUGCUUAAUUUGAGCAUUUUUCACUUGGAACAGGCCAUCAGGCUCAAGCCAUCUUUCAUUUAUGCUCAGAUGGAUCUAGGGCUGCUUUAUGGAGAAAAGAAAAGCAUAGAAGAAGGAGAGCAGUUGCUUCAGGAAACACUGCAGCUUGCCAGAACUAAAAAUGAACAUCUGCAGGAGGUCCACAGAUGUUACGGAGACUUCCUCCUGUACCACAAAAAAUCGGAAUCCUUGGCCAUGAAGCAUUACAUGGAAGGGUCUAAGAUGCAGGAGGACACAAGAGAGGGGAAGAAAUGCAUUUUUAAACUAGAAAACUUAGCAAGGAGGCGCAUUUCCAGGAACCCCGGGGAUGGCGAAGCCUUUGGGAUUCUGGGAUACGUUCAUCAAACGAGGGACGAGAAACGUGAAGCUAUAGAGUGCUAUGAGAAGGCACUUUUACUUGAUCUGGAGAACGAAGAGUAUCUCAGUGCCCUCUGUGACCUUCGGCUUUCUCUGCGCUAAAAUCCAUAGCUCAGAUGUAUCACUUGUUUGCAGUAACAUACAAUUUUUAAUGAGCCACUGAAUUACAAAACCUUCACACUAAGACCCAAAACUUUGACUUUCUUCAUGCUGAGCACCUAGUGUACAGACUUACUCUUAAAAUUGUUCUAUUUUUGUUACUACUUGGUUCUUAGCGCAUACGUCUUGUAGUUCAUCACGUCGUAAACAAUUGUUAUGCAUCUUUUUAAACCCAUUAAUUUGUGUUAUUCAAAAUGUGAAAGUGUAAAAUAACUUUGUUGAAUUUUCAAAUAUAACAUAGAUCAGACUAAAGCUCUAUCACCCAUCUGAAGCACAUGCCACACCCUUUUCUCCUCAUAACCCAUCAACUGGCCUGCUAUUGGAGACAUCACAAGGAGCGGACAGUCUUCGAUUUGUAUUCCCUUCCUCACUGAGAAGAUGGGAACAAUCUCUGACUCGGGAGUGGAACACGA